Molecule: messenger RNA, 999 nt
Organism: Ostreococcus lucimarinus CCE9901
Lineage: Eukaryota; Viridiplantae; Chlorophyta; Mamiellophyceae; Mamiellales; Bathycoccaceae
Exons: 1
Coding region: 1-999 (332 amino acids)
Source: RefSeq, a predicted model, not a curated record
AUGGCGCGCGCGAAAAAGCGCGCGCGGACGAUCGCGCGCGCGGCGCUCGUCGUCUCGACGGCGCUCGCGAUCGAGGGCGCGCGCGCGACGACGUUCACCGCGGACGGCCGCUCGUGCAAAUGGCCGCUGGAGCUCGCGGAGGACGUCUUCGUGAACGAGUGCGUGCCCUACGGACGAGACGGGGCGCUGUGGUGCGUGGCGGAGGAGGACGGAAAAUGGGGCGUGUGCGCGGACUUGGAUUUCGACGCGAGCGCGCGCGGGAAGGUUUCGAUGGAGGCCGCGGCGCGGGCGGCGACGACGCUGGCGCGCGAGGAAGAGCUAACGUACGAAGCGAGGCGACAGGCGAUGGAAGUGUUGGAAUCAACGUCGACGCUGAUGUUGAAGGCGUUGGCGCGCGAAAGCAUCGAAAUCGAGGGUAAGAUCGUAGAGAAUCCUGUCGUUGAAUUUCUAGCCAAACGUCAGAGAGAACGACCCGACAACUUCAACGCCGUGAACGACCCGACAACUUCAACGCCGGCGCCGGCGUCGACGACUUCCCCACCUUUACAACGGCCGCCGCCUUCGCCUCCGCCGCCUUCGCCACCGCCACUUUCGCCACCGCCACCGAAUCAACCGCGGUGCGUCGCGAGAACGGAUAUUCGAUGGGAGAGCCCGCAAGCAGACGGAUCUUCAGAGUUUGGCAUGGACAUUUACAUCGUGCUCGCAUCGGGUGAAAGCAUCAGCGGCGGGUGGAAGAUUUUGUUCAAGUUUGCGCGCGAUGGUGUUGUGUUAUACUCAAGUAGCGCGUACGGUGCGGACGCGCGCACGAUGUACGCGCCGGAGGACGGUCGCGUCUUCGAGUUGCGCGAUCGCGGAUACGACGCGUACAUCGCGUUGUACUCCACGAAGCGGAUCGGAUUCAAUGUGCGCACGCGCUCGGCGCAAUCCUUACGCUUGUCGACUCUCGCAGUGAACGGUGAGGAUUGCGAGAUUGUAUCCGAGUCUUCGAUUCGCGCGUGA